Strongylocentrotus purpuratus (purple sea urchin) is the source of this 362-nucleotide messenger RNA. RefSeq names its product choline O-acetyltransferase-like. Gene Ontology annotation, molecular function: choline O-acetyltransferase activity. The record is from RefSeq and is a predicted model, not a curated record. Gene Ontology annotation, cellular component: neuron projection; cytoplasm. Lineage: Eukaryota; Metazoa; Echinodermata; Echinoidea; Camarodonta; Strongylocentrotidae. Gene Ontology annotation, biological process: acetylcholine biosynthetic process; neuromuscular synaptic transmission.
AAACCGCUUCCUCGUCUUCCGGUGCCUCCACUGCACAACACCUUGGCGGCAUACCUGCCACUAAGGGCAACGGUUUCCAGGGAACAGUAUGCCAUUACUGAAAGUUUGGUCCGGGAGUUUGGUAGACCAGGAGCGGGGGAGUACCUGCAAAUGAAACUAUUGGAGUAUGCAGAGUUCCAGGCUAAUUGGUCAAACAGAUGGUGGCUGGAUGACAUGUACUUACACAAUCAUGUGUCACUUCCACUCAACUCGAACCCAGGGAUGGUGUUUCCCAAGCAGCACUUCAAAGACGAGGGCCAGCGGCUAAGAUUUGCAGCCAAGCUCAUAUCGGGCAUACUCGACUACAAGGUCAUAAUUGAUGC